UUAUUAUCUUGAUGCUGCUCCUUUUUCUCUAUAUUAAUAAGAAGUUCUGUUUUGAAAAUGUUGGCGGGUUUCCAGAUAUUGGUUCAGAAUACAGUACAAGGAAGAAUUCACAAGAUAAAAUUUGUGUAGAAUAAAAAUUCAAUAGUGUUUGAGGGAAAAAUAUUGUCUUGCUGCUGUUAUAAUAGCUGUGGAGUGGGAAAAAAUGUCAUUAUGUUUAAACCAAAUGGUUUGAUUUUUUUCUUCUUUCGGAAGAGUCUUCAACAUAUUUCUUUCAGUGCAUAAUGUAUUUACAGAAAGAUUAAAAGCUGUAAUGUGAAUUGCUAAUAUUGAGCUGAUGAAUAGCAACAUUUAAGUAAAUGUUAAAUUCAAGUUCCAAAGUGGUUGAUAUUUUGAGAAGAGAAAAUUCCAUUAUUGCACCUUUUAGGAACGAGGAAUUAGAAAAUGGCAUUUUUCAGAAAUUUCCAACAGAAUCUGCCUUCAGUGUCCUCUCUGGUAGACACAAUCAGUAGUGCUGUAGAUGAUUUGACCACUACUGUUGGGGAGGUCAGCUAUGCUUUAACUGACUCAGUUGCAGAGCAGGUAACAAGUAUGAUAAGUGGCUUUCGCCCAGAAGAAGAAAACUCUGCAGCAGAAGAAACUGUAGAUACUUCUAAACCAAAAAAUGCCGGGUUAACAGAAGUCUCUCAAAACACUAAUUGUCAGAAAACACAAUUCAGUUUAGAGCACAGAGCAAAGCAAAUAAAUACUUGUAAUACUUCAGUUUCACAAAAGCAAGAUCAGGGAAUACGUGAAGAAAAAGUAUUUAAACAUGUUAAUGAUAGGCAGCAGACUCUACCAGAGUAUCAAGACACUGGUAAUAUUGGUGAUUCUUCUUCGAAAGGCUGCAUGAAUAAUGGUGGGAUAUCAGUUAUCAAACAGAAUACAACGGCUGGAUCUCCUUGUCAACAACUUGAAAGUACUGACAGAUGUAAAACAAUUGGACUAGGAAUUUCCAAUAAUGGUAAGAAUGAUUUAAAAGAGUUAGGAUAUCAAGAAAUGAAAGGAAAUCAGAAGAAUGCCAAUGGAAUAAACAAAUUGUAUGAGCAAAAGAAAUACGUUAGUACAGAUAAUCGUAAAAAGGAAGAAUAUACUAAAUCUCCACAUGUAUUUUUGGGAAGAGAUCAAGAGAAUAUGGGGCAUUUCAAUAAAUACAAGCAUCUUCCUGAUUUAGGGCAUUCAGAGCAUUUAAAGAAAGCUAAAAAAUGUAUUAAAAGUAAAGCAUCCAAAGGGAAUGAGUGUUCAGGAAAUGGAUGUUCUUUAAAAGAUAUUUUGACAAGCAAUAGGCAUAUGACACAGAAAUCCAUUGUUAAAGAAGACAUACCUCUAGCACCAUCAACUAAUUCUAAAGAUAAGUUAUCUGGGAAAAUUGAAGAACAAAUAAAUUCAAAGAAAUACUGCAAAGUGAAAGAAGACAUGAACCCAAAGAAAACUGGGGCCAUUUCUGCCAAGAAAGGAGCAGCAAAGACUAAAAAUGAAAAAUAUUCUAAUAUAAUGCCAGAAAAAGAUAAUUCUUACAUGGACAAAGAUGAGCAUGGUUCGUCCUCUGAAAGUGAAGAUGAAGCACUGGGUAAAUAUCAUGAGGCCUUAUCCAGAACACACAAUUCAAGACUACCAAUGGCAGAUUCUAGACAAAAGAACUAUGCUUGGGAAACAAGGCAGAAAUACAGUCCUCUAUCUGCAGAGUAUGAUGGAUACAGUAGUGAAGCAUCAAUAGAUGAAGGAAACUGCAUUCAGAGAAUGAGAAGAACACCCCCGCUGGAUGAAUUGCAGCCACCACCAUAUCAGGAUGACAGUGGUUCUCCCCAUCUGUCAUGUACACCCUCAGAAAUUGGGGACAGUAAAUGUGAAUUUUCCCACUGCAGCAACAGUCCAAGAUGCUCAUAUAACAAGUGCCCAAGUGAAGGAAGCACAGGUCAUGAAAUAGAAAGUUAUCAUAAUAAAGGAUAUGAAGAAGAUGUUCCAAGUGACAGCACUGCAGUCCUGAGCCCUGAAGAUAUGUCAGCUCAGGGAUCAUCUUCACAGCUUCCUAAACCUUUUGAUCCUGAGCCAGAAGCUAAAUAUGGCACACUGGAUGUGACUUUUGACUAUGACUCACAAGAACAGAAGCUUCUGGUAACAGUGACAGCUGUCACAGACAUCCCAACAUAUAACAGGACAGGUGGCAACUCAUGGCAAGUACACCUUGUUCUUCUACCUAUAAAGAAACAGAGAGCAAAAACCAGCAUCCAGAGAGGACCAUGCCCUGUCUUCACAGAAACAUUUAAAUUUAAUCAUGUUGAAUCUGAGAUGAUUGGAAAUUAUGCAGUUCGGUUUAGACUGUAUGGUGUACAUCGCAUGAAAAAGGAAAAGAUUGUGGGGGAAAAGAUUUUUUAUUUAACAAAAUUGAAUCUUCAAGGGAAAAUGUCAUUGCCUGUGAUAUUGGAACCUUCUUACAAUCAUUCUGGCUGUGACUCCCAGAUGAGCGUAUCAGAAAUGUCGUGUAGUGAAAGCACAUCCUCAUGUCAGUCUCUUGAACACGGCUCAGUUCCAGAAAUUCUCAUUGGCCUGCUUUAUAAUGCCACAACUGGAAGACUAUCAGCAGAAGUGAUAAAAGGCAGCCACUUCAAAAAUUUGGCAGCAAACAGACCACCCAAUGGACUGUUCUGUUGUCUAAAACACUUGAUAGGUGGACAGGUUUAUAUAAUCCGAGAUACAUAUGUUAAGUUAACUCUACUGAAUUCCAUGGGUCAAGAGAUGUCCAAAUGCAAGACAUCCAUCCGCAGAGGGCAGCCAAAUCCAGUAUACAAGGAAACUUUUGUUUUUCAAGUGGCCCUAUUUCAGCUUUCUGAUGUGACACUCAUACUGUCUGUGUAUAACAAACGCAGCAUGAAAAGAAAAGAGAUGAUAGGCUGGAUUUCUUUAGGUCUAAACAGCUCUGGAGAAGAAGAACUCAAUCACUGGACUGAAAUGAAAGAGUCAAAGGGACAGCAAGUAUGUAGAUGGCAUGCAUUGCUAGAGUCGUGAUGAAUAGAAUUAAGCAAGCAGUCACCAUCCAAGGCAGCAUAUUUCCAAUUACAACAUUACUGUUUCUACCAAGUCACCAUUAGAAGAGCUAUUCUUUGAAGAAUCUUACUCAACCUUCUACCAAAAUGCUUUAAGUUCUAUGGAAAGAAUAUCUAAUAGUGACAUAAAUGAAGAAAAUGUGUGUAUCUGGUAGAGCUUGUUUGGGAAACUGAGAAAUGUACAUUAUCAUUGCUAAACUAACAGUCCUCCAGAAAUUUAACAAGAUGUUUUUGAUUUGAAGUUAAUUUUAAUUUUGCAAGAGCCAGUAAUUUUAUGAAAAAUCAAAAUUAUAAGUGAUUUUAAAAACCAGAAUUUUAGUUGCAAUAUGAUUUUAAUAUCAUUCUACAUAUUAUUUAUAAAACAUAGUUUGACUGGCCAGUCCCUGGUGAUUGUAAUGUUCCUUAAUAUGAAAAAGUAGUUCUCCAACUCUAUCAUACGUCAUAUGUAAUGGUGAAGGGUUUCAGUCACAUUGAAAAUUGCUUUAUUUCAGACAUGUUCCCUUUGUGCACUUAGUUUCAUUGUGCCUCAGUUCCUCUCAGCACUAAAUCUAAGUGCAAACAAGUAUUCAUUUUCAUACAGGAAUUUUUUUAAUACAUUAUUUUUUUAAAAGUUCAUUUUUCAUUUGCCUCUGCUUUUGCCUGAUCCAAAGAGACCAAGUCACUGUACUGGUCCCUUGCAAGUCUUUUAGACAGGUUGUACUGUAGAACUACGUAACUUUCUGUUGAAAGCACUUCCUCUAUUCUUGUAUUCCAAUGUAGGAAGCUAAUAGAGCAGGACUUUACUUUAAAAUAUCUUUCAGUGAUUGACUCUUCAAAAUUGCAGUAAUGUGAAAAUACUUUUUUUACAAACUGAAAAUACAAUAGGUAAGCUGUUGAAAACGGAAAACAAUUCAGUCUUAAUUUUCUGCUCUGAGUAUUUAGUAACCAACACUGCGUAAAGCAGGUAGCAUCCAAAAUAAGAAACUGUUCUUUCUCUAAAUCUUCACUCUUACUUCAACUUGUAUUUGUGAUGUAAAGACUAUCCAGUUCUCAGUUUGAAUCGGAACAUUAUGUUAAAACAGUUCUGAAAUUCCUUAUGAAGUUCUAAUAGCUUGUGACUAGACUUUAUGAAAUUUACAGAUAAAGUUCUUCAACGUGAUGUCAUCUUGUGCCUUUCAUGUAAGUUAAAUUUGCUCAUACAGCUUGAAGGUUGUAUUUGCAAAAUUAAGCCUUCGAUUUUUAUAAAUGUAAAGAUUCCUCAGAAUAGUGUUGCAAGAUCUUUAUUUCCUCUGAAGUAUGAAAAACUUGUAUAAUGUGCUAAUAUUUUUAAUGGCAAGGCACUUCAUUUGUUUUUAUAUUUAGGAACUCUAAUCAGGAAUAUUAUAAGCUGUUUUCUUUUUAAUUUGCUUCUUACCUAUCAUUUUAUGCAUAUACUUUAUUAGAGUAUGUUUUAUAUAUAUUAAAAAUAGUUUCUUUUUUCUCUUCUCAUUUCUAGUUAAUAUAGACAAAUAUACUAUUUACCAGUUAUUAAAAAGCAGUAUAUCAUUGCUCCUAGUCCCAACUAAGUACUAUGUAUUAUUGUAAACUAGAACUUGUUAUUACCAUAAUAACAAAACAAUGCAUAGAUAUUACUCAGCUUGGCUGUACUGAAAGGCCUUAAAAGAAAUCCAAAAAGACCGUGAACUCCUAUAUUUUUUAGUUUAAAAAAUGGCAACUCUAUGCAUUCAUACACAUGAAUUAUAAGAAAAAAUGCAAAUACAUUGGAUGACAUGAGGUUUGAGAAUGUAUGUUACAGGGCUACAUUAAAGGGAAAAAUCCAUCUUUCGUUGUUACAUCAACGAGCUUUUACCAGGAUUUUUUAAAUAAACAAGGAAGAGUUAGAACCUGAAUCAAAUGGCAGAAUAUCUCAUUUAAGUGUUUCCAGCAACAGUAUGGAAAGACUUGAAGAGGAGAUAAAGAUUUUACUGAGAAAUUGGACUUAGGCAUUUGAAGCUACAGUGAUCUUUUUUGACUUUGAAAGAACUGACUCCAUUGCUAACAACUGUUAUCUGCCUAAUAAAAAGAGUUAUCAGUCUUAUUUGUAACUGUUACAGAGCUUAGUGAAACACAUCAGGAAGACCAGCUUGUUGCUUUCACCCUUAGUGAGAAAAAGACCCAACUCGUUAUUUGUUAAAUCUGCCUUUUUCAGACUAUGCCCAGAAUGGUGUGUGUGAUUUGCUAUAUCCAUAGGGAAUUAUCUGGUAUAAGUAUCAAAUCCUUCAUAGCCUAAAAAUUAAUCAAGAAUUUUUUAAUAUUUCAGAAGAGACCCUACCUCCACCCAAGCUGCCAAGUCCUCAAAGAUUAUAAAUUAUCUAUAUGGGUGUGUAUCUGUAUACACACAUGCACCUACAUACAUGCAACAUAAAUAUGUAUAGGUAUAUUCAUUUGUAAAGGUAAAGGUGCCCUGGCUUUUCAGAUAACUGAAUAGAAAAACAUUUCAAAGUUUAUGGUUAUUUUCUCCUCUGUGUAUUUACCAGAUAUUAAAUUUGGUUUGGGGUGCUUUCUGCUGCUGUUCUCCUUUAUACACAGCAAAAUAUACAUUUGUUUUUGUAGAUUGACACAACUUGUAGUAUUUACUCCCAAAAAGUUGUCUAUUCUUUUAGAAAAGGAUUAAGGCUCAGGGGACCCACUUCACUCUACUGAAUCUAAUGUACAAGACAGUACUACUGCUUUUUUGUGUGCUUGAAUUUGCAUGAAAGCUUAACAGCAAAAUCUUCUGUCUCAAUAAUUAUAGUAAAUAGGGACACACUGGUAGGGAGCUGAUGUUGGCUCAGAAACUUGAAAAAGACAACCCACUUUCAUAUUGUUCCAUUAAAAUCCCCCAAGUUUUCUAAUAAAAUGAUAUAGUCUAAAUAUAGCAAUUGACUGGCAUUUAUGGGAGCCUCUGAACCUGGAAUUAUGGGCUUUGUCUCCCAAAUGAGCUGCAAAAGAUAGUGAUUGCUGCCCAGGAACAAAAAUAUAUGACAAAUACAUUUGUAAAGAAUUUGUUUAGUAUAAUAUUGUCUUAUCUUUCAGAAGCUUUCUUCUGUAUUCUUGUGUCUUCAGUACAAUCCACAUUUUGUUUGAAAUCUAUUUGCAUAUUAUCUUACUGUGCAUUUAGUGAAUUCUCAAUAAUGUUGUAUUUGCUAACAAGAAUAAUGAAUCGGGCCACAAUUUAAAAAAAGAAAACCCAAUGAGAAAACAUCUAAGCUACCUGAUUAAUAUACAGGUUUAAAUGCAGGGACUGGUAAGGCAGUUUCAUCCAACCUUGUGAAGAGGCCCAGGGCUGUAUGUUAAAUCAUUUGCUUGAUACCCUCAUCAUUUUUAUUUCACUUAUCAACUGAAUCAGAAACAUAAUCAGUAACUGCAAAGUAAGAUAGUAUCAAUAGGGGAAAAAGGGGAAAGAAUUGAGAGCGUUUGUCAAUAUGAAGAUGAGUGGAGAGACUGAAUGAUAUCAUAGUCUUUCCAAUGAAAGAAAAAGUAGGCCAUCUGAAGGUGUAAAUUUUUAAUGGAGCAAGAACAGCAGUCACCAACAAAUAUUUUUCAACAUCUCUAUCCAGAUAUGGAUAGAAAGAACACAAAUUCAUUUGCAUAAAAUUACCAUUUGCCUACAUAGACUAGACAAUUCAUAGAGAUUUUUCACAUUGACAUUUACUAUAUUAUGUAUAUAGUUGUUCUAGUUUUCACUGUAUUAUUUCACAUUGAUGGUUUUUUUUUCCAAUUUUUUUUUCCAUUCACUGUCCCCAGUUCAUCUGUGACCUACAUUGAAGGUAGCUGUUGGUAUUAUUACCAACCAAACUUAAUAUUGAAUACAAGUUUAAGCAUGCUGCAAAGCAUUUUCUAAGGUUAAUUUUAAAACAUCAUCUCUGCCCUCCAAAGUGAUGAUAACAGCUAUAAUUUACUAAGAUGUAGCACAAUAAUUUAUUAUUUGCUUGAUUCUCAAAACAAUAUCACGAGGUAAGUAAUAUUAUCAACAUUUUAUUGAUAAAGAAACUGCAGCGUGAAGAGGUUAAGCAAACGUUCCCAAGGUCAUUCAAUAAGUAAGCAGUAGAACUGGGGUUGGAACUCAGGGCUAAAUUAUUCUAAAACCCAUGCUACCUAUGCAUGUUGCAUUUGCCUCCCUGUUUGAAAAAAAAACUACUUAGGACAUUACAUUUAUUAAUAAUCCCACUCACCUUGAUUAAAUGGCAGAACUAGGGGGGCAAAACAGCUGGGAAAAGAGAAAAGACAAAGAAGAAAAGAAGAUCAGAAUUUUUUUUUCUUCUCAGGACACAAAUGGUGGUACUUUUAUGUCAUUUUGUAGAUGACUUUGAUUUUUAAAUAUUUGGAAUUGAUUUAUUCUGCCAGUUUAGCCUAUACUUAUAUCCUGAAAGUAUAUUAAUCAGUUUGUUCUGCUCUUUGACCACUUUUGGGAAUCCAAGGUGUUUUAAUUAUUACAUGACCCCCUUACUACUUUAUGAAGGGCAUAACUUGUGUCUAGCCCAUAUCUCACUAUUAUCAGUGGUAAGACAAAAGAUUUGUCUUCUGACCUCUCGUUGCAAUUUAUUUAUGUUUCUUUUAUUCUCAAUUUCAUUAAGGUUUGUCAGGAAUUAUAGCUAGUUUUUUUUAAUUACAUAUGUCUCUCUUUCCCCCUAGGUAAGUACUCAAUGCCUUUUUAGUAUCUUUCUGUACCUCUUUGCUCGUAGUAGGCAGACAAUAAAUAUUGAACUAAAUUCCUUAUGGAAGAAAUCAGUCACAUGAUUAAUGAGUCUUAGUUUUUAUGAAUCUUGUGUUAUGCAUGGAUUUAUUUAUUCCUUUAGUUAAUACAUAUUUAAGAGUACCAGAUAUAUGCCAUGUGUUGUUCCAAGUGCUACAGAUGCAGAGAUAAUAAAUUGGUCAAAGUCUUUGCCCUCAUGGGACUACAUUCUAAGGUAGGAAGAUGGCCACAGAAUGGGAUAAUUUAAGCCUAGUAUAAUGAAGCAUUAAGAUAGAGGCAUGCAUAGAGUACUGUGGGAUUUAAUAGAAGAAUGCAACGUGGGAUUAAAAAAAAUCUUCCUGGAAAAGAUAACCCCUGAGUUAGGUCUUAAAGAACAAAUACACAUUAGACUCCCAUCAAACUUGAGGACACAUGUUCUUUCCAAGAACGAAAUGUAAAAUAGUGGUUUCUAAACUGUAAUAUCCUUAAGAAUUAUUUUGAAAUUUUAGCUUACGCCUGUAACCCCAACACUUUGGGAGGCUGAGGUAGGUGGAUUACUUGAGCUCAGGAGUUUAAGACCAGCCUGGGCAACAUAGCAUAACCCCAUCUCUACCAACAAUGUAAAAAGCUGAGUGUGGUGGUGUCGGUGGUCCCAGCUACUCGGGAGGCUUAGGUAGGAGAAUCACAGGAGCCUGAGAAGUCAAGGUUGCAUUGAUCCAAGAUAGCGCCACUGCACUCCAGCCUGGGUGACAGAGCAAGACCUUGCAGAAAAGAAGGAAGGAAGGAGGGAGAGAGGAAGGAAAGAAGGAGAAGGGAAGGAAGGGAGGAAAAUUUAACUUGUAUUCCAAAACUCUACCUCCAGAGAUUCUACUUCAUUUGGUCUGGAAGGGACCUCAAUAUUCUACAUUUUAUUAAGCUCUCCAGAAAAUUCUGUCUGAGAUCUGUUGAUAGAGAAAUUAAGUGUAUUACAUAGCAUUAUUCAUGAAAUGUUUCAGUGCCUGUAGAUCAGACCUUCCAAGUGUAACAGUGAUAGUAAGAGAGAGAUUAAGACUAGGAUUAAUGUUGCUGAUCUUUUCCUCAUGCUUCCGUAAAAAGGAAGAUAUUUAAUGAAAGAAAUUAAUAUUUAAUGAGUUUCUGUACAUUCACAUUCAACAUACAUUUUCAAAGUGUUUCUUGGUAUAAUAAAUAAAUAUGUUGAUUUUAUGAUUUCUGAAAAUUCCAUUGUUUAAAUAUUCUAAGUUACCUUUAGAAUGCUAGAUAAAAAGCAGAGUGUCUGGGGAGGUAUUUAUCUAGUAAUUUCCCUAUCGGUAUCGUAAAUGAAAUAAGACUGACCUUUGAGCAAAUGUAGAGUAGCAGCCAUAGGUGCUGGCGUUUUUGCAUUGUAGUAUACAGUAAAAUUUUUUGCUUCCCUUUAUCAUCAUCUAAAUGGCUUCAUUGUCAUCAUACUGGUGAGAGGAAGUGUGUCCCGGAUUCUUCUCUAACAGCAGUGUUUCUGUGACUGCUGCUCUGAACUAGUUCCUUGGUCGUUUUGUUCUUAGGAUCCUUUAUUUCAAAUAGCAAGUUAAUGCAGCAGCCUCAGGACCUUCUCUUUCUCUCAGAUUAAAUGCUGUGAAGAAGGUACAUCUGAGUUUCCAUUUCCCCUCAUUUCAAAUGUAGCCAUAUUUCCUUCUCUGAUGUCGUAUUUUGUAUGAACACAUUUUACAUUUUGAAGUUUUCUUUUCCCCCACAGAGAUCUGUAGUUACCCAAUGAAAAAUGAGUUUAUUUGAAUAUGUGAAACAAUGUUGUCAUGGACUUAGGCUGUUUUGUGACUGCUGAUGAAUCACUGUGUGAUCAGGUGAUAGCUUGAGCCCUGGUUAAUAUAAUCUUAGGGAAAUACAGCUUGAUAGACUGGAAUUAGUAGUUUAUUAUCAAAAAAUGAAUGUAAAAAUAUUGCUCUUUUCUCUCCCUGUUUAGUAUGUGCCUUUAAAAAAAUAUUCCCUCUUUCCUCCUCCCUGCCUUUUUUCCUGCUCUUAUUAUAUACUCAAACCAGAUACCAGAGUUAGUGCACCAAAGCUGAAUAAUAUCUACCAAAAAGUGAUACCCUGACUUUUUUCUCUUAACCACCUGGACUAGACAGUAGGCAGGACCAGAUAGGCUUUCUUGGGAACUACAGAAAGAGCAAAGUGUAAUACUCUAAUCACAGCAUGUUUGCUGUUGCUGUUUCAGUGGUGGUGAUGCUGGGGGUGGUCAUGUAUUUGAAUAGUGUGAAGUACCCUAAAAUUCUGUUGUAUGGGCUGGGAGCAGGAAGGAAACUGCUUAUUAAUCUAACAAAAGUUUGGCAUAAUUUUGUUAUAAAAUUUCAACAGCUUAUAACAGAAAAUUUCUAAUUAAUUAUAAGAACCAAGUCACUGCUGCGGCAAUAAUUGUGCAAGAUGUUUGACAUUAUUUCUGUGUCACUGUCAUAGUCUGUAUUAUAAAUUGUCUUAUUAGGAUUCUUCUUCACCCUCUUCUUUAUUAUUCUGACUAUCAGUAAAUCCAGUUUGUACUGUUAGACAUUUGAGUUUGUCUUUUAAGUAUUCAAGACUAUUUUAAAAAGAAAAACCUUAGCAUCUUUCUGUUUAUUACAUUAACAUGUGAUCUCUUACCUGACAAUGUGUUUAAAAUGAAUUAAUAGAUAAAAUAUAACACUCUAUUAUAUACUGAAAAAAUAAUUUUUCAAAAUUUGUGUAUUCAGAUAUUGCUCGCAGUUCAUAUUAAAUAUGACUAUUUUGUUUAAUGAGAAAAUAGGAACUUUUCCUUAUCUCUGAGACUUACUGCUUCUCUUUGCCAUUCACAUCUGGUUGAAGGUGGAUGGUUCUGAACUUCUUAACGUCACUUCAUCUGUCAGUUUCUAGGUGUGCUAACCUCCUCCUGAUGGUUUAAUUUUCAGUAAUGAUCAAACCGUUUACCUCAGGGGUUGAUCCUCCUAGUGAUUCCUGUUCAUAACCCCGUUAAUGUGGAUGGAAGUAAUCCGUAAGCACCAGUAGGAGAAAAGGCCCAUAGAGGAUCAGUAUCCUAGAACCCUGCAAUUCCAACUUGUGCAAGUGAGGAUCUGAGAUCAGUAUGUCGUAUUCUCCCAUUUCAGUCUCAUCCCUUCUCCCUCUAGCUUGCACAUUCUUUUUAUUUUUAAUUUGCGAGAAGCCUUCUUUCUUUCAAAGACCUAGUUUUUAAAAUUUCACAGUCGCUUUAACCAGGCAAUUUCAAAAAAUAGAAAACUGAAGUAAAUACUAUAGAGUCUAAGAGGUUUGGGGACUUUUUUGUUUGGAGUUUUUUUUUUUUUUUAGUGCAGAGAGUGGGGAGGAGGAAAAGGGAGGAAUCGUGCUUGUUUUGGUUUUGGGAAGUCUUCUUGGGAAAAUAUUGAGAAUAUUUAUAGUAUUCUGUAAUUAUGUGACACUUGUUAUGUGAGGGGAGACCAGAGUAGCUGUUGCACAUAAAUUGACACUCUUACUAUUUAAGCACAUUUCAACAGUUGUUUGAAACACAGCUAGAAAUCAAUGGUGAGACUUCUAACAGCAUUUUGAUAUUAUAAAUAUUACUUUAAGAUUAUCAAGUGAAAAAUUGCAGGAGUAGCUUGCAUUACAGAAUUAAUUAACUUUUUAUGUUUCUGCAUAAUUUUAUUGAGAUUGCUUUUGUUUUUGUGGUGAAAAUAAUAUAGCGGCAACAAUUUUGAGGAAUCUUUAAAGCUGUUUGGAAGAGAUGGCUAAACUUUGGCUAGAUUUUUACUAGAAUUUUGAAAUAAGAAAGUAUAUAAAUAUGUUUUCAGUUAAAUUAGUCCUGAGGAAGAAUAGUUACAUGAGUUUUAAGGAUCUUGAUAAAUGUUGGGAUCUAUUCUAAAACUCAUGAGGUUCCUCACUGAUCAAUACUCUUGCAUUGUAUUUUAUUUCUCAAAAUAAUGAAAUUUUUAUGGAAAACCUCAAUUAGUGGAAUCUUGUAUUCAGUAUUUCCUUUCUCUUCUUUCUUCCUUCUUUCUUUUCUUCCUUUCUACCUCCCCUGCCUCCCUCCUUCUUUCCUACUUCUUUUAUUUUUUCAGGCAAGAAGCUUCCUUAAUAAUAUAAUUUCUACAGAGCUUUCUUACUUAUUUUUCUAAUAAUGGAUAUAACCGUGUGAUAAAGUUUAAAUGCUCCAUGAGCAAAACUCUUAUCAAACAACUGAAGAAAUACACUGCUGAUUAACCUUUUCCUUGGUCUUGAAUUGUCUCCAGCAUAUUUGCCAGUGACUCUAAACCAUUAAUGGAUCUUAUUAAUAUAAACAAGUGUCUGUGUGGUUGUCAACAGUGUGGUAUUGUUGUCACAUUUAUUUACAUUUUCGGUCAAAAAUAUAAACAGAUGCGUGUGUGAAGCAGUCUGUUUUAUAGAGUGAGCAUAUAUCUAUUCAUUUUCAUGUUAUUGAAAAUGUGCUGUGUGUUGCAUUUUAUUCUCAUAUCAACUUUUCUACUAUCUAUACACCGAUUGUCUCGGUGCCUUUUUCCUUUUGUAUAAUUGUAUUACACACAGAAAUUGCUGACCUCUGUGAAAACAGUGUAAAAAAAUGUUAAAAUUAUUAUUCCAAUGCGAUUUUAAUGGCAAUUUAAUUUUCCAGAGAAUAAAUUUUGUGUGGGUUAAAAGUUACUUUUCUUCACCUUUAUGUAAGAAAUCUGUUCACAUUUUAGUACUCACAUGGAAGGGGUGAACAUCUGACUUCAUUGAUAAUGAUGCAUAAGCAUCAGUCCUAAUUCUUGUCAUUGACAAAUAAAUGUUAAUAUGACGGUUACCCAAAUUAAAAUAAUGUCAAUUACAUAAGGAAAUAUGGAAUGGAUAUAUAUUAAAUGUUAUUCAGAUCUUGGGUUUGAAAGGGAUCUCAUCUAAAUGUGCUAUAAAAUAUUGCUCUCAAAA
Messenger RNA from Callithrix jacchus (white-tufted-ear marmoset), 12642 nucleotides. It is a transcript of the gene SYT14, whose product is annotated as synaptotagmin 14. Gene Ontology annotation, molecular function: phospholipid binding. NCBI's taxonomy places the organism in Eukaryota, Metazoa, Chordata, Mammalia, Primates, Cebidae. The record is from RefSeq and is a predicted model, not a curated record.